CAUUACGCCUUCCUAUGUUUUUUUUUUCUCUGCCUUCACCUUAGACUCCAUUAAAUACACAAACCCUAGAAUUUUAUUUUUUCAUGGCGUGAAAUUGGAGUAUUGAUCUCUCAUUUUCUCGAACACAUAUUUCUAUCACUCGUCAUUUUAAACAAGGACUCGCUCUUCAAACCCUAGAAAAUGUCGGGCGGAUUUUUCCGGGGUACAUCGGCUGAUCAAGAUACUCGGUUCUCGAAUAAGCAGGCAAAGCUACUGAAAUCGCAGAAAUUCGCUCCCGAAUUGGAGCAUCUGGUUGAUAUCACGAAGGUUAAGAUGGACGUUUUUAGACCUUGGAUUGCGACUCGGGUAACUGAGCUUCUUGGUUUUGAAGAUGAAGUUCUUAUUAACUUCAUCUAUGGUCUUCUUGAUGGAAAGGAGGUUAAUGGCAAGGAAGUCCAGAUAUCCCUCACUGGAUUCAUGGAAAAGAAUACUGGAAAGUUUAUGAAAGAGCUUUGGAUUCUAUUGCUUAGUGCUCAGAAAAAUGCAAGUGGUGUUCCUCAACAAUUCUUGGAUGCCAAAGCAGAAGAAACUAGGAAGAAAAAGGCAGAGUCAGAUCGGAUAGCAAUUGAGAUUCAGAAGAAGAAAGAUAAGGAAAGUAGAGAACUUGAACAAGAGAGAUUGAGGAAGAUGGACAAUGGGGAUGAAAGAAAGGCUGGUGACGCGGGGUUGGAUUCAUCAUCAAAGAAUAUGCUGCCAAAGGGUUUGAAUGUAUGCCCCAAGGAAGAGAGAGAUGCUGACCGAAGGAAUGGUGUCGGAAGGAAGAGCGUUUCCCGAUCUCCAUGUUCAACUGGUCGUCCUCCAUCCCCUCGGAGACCACAUUCUCGUUCAGUCAGCAGAUCAUUUUCUAAUUCAAGAAGCUAUUCGGAUGGCAAAAAGAAAUCUAGGAGUGUAUCUAGAUCACCUCUACCUCGACGGGGCUCCAUUUCCUUCGAUAAGAUGUAUCUUUCCCCUAGAAGAUCUCCAAGUCCUCGAUCUAGAUAUUCACCUCGAUCGUCACGCUCUCCAGCAAGAAGAAGAUCAUCUUAUUCUAGUCAAACGUCUCGAUCUCUCUCAUCUCGAGGAUCACCAUCUCCUGUUAGGCCUAGAUUGCAUUCUCCUUAUCGAUACAGAUCACCAUCACCCAUCCGGCGUCGCAGGUCACCAUCACCCAUCCGGCGUCGCAGGUCACCAUCACCCAUCCAGCGUCGCAGGUCACCAUCACCCAUCCGGCGUCGCAGGUCACCAUCACCCAUCCGACGUCGCAGGUCACCAUCACCCAUCCGACGUCGCAGGUCACCAUCACCCAUCCGACGUCGCAGGUCACCAUCACCCAUCCGACGUCGCAGGUCACCAUCACCCAUCCGGCGACGUAGAUCACCCUCUCCUAUACGACGUCAUAGAUCACCAGUAUCAAUGCGACAUCGCAGGUCUCCAUCUCUUGUCCAUCAUCAUAGAUCUCCAUCAGAUAUGCAUCAUAUAUCUCAUUCACCUGUGAGCCACAAAUCUCCUCCAUCACUCUUCCGACACAGGUCACCCUCCCUUGUGCAACAGCACCGUUGUAGAUCUUCAUCAACACCAAGACAUAGGUCGUCAUCCCCUGCACGACGUAGAUCACCGGCUUCCAGCCUUAGGUCAAUAACUCCUUCCCAGGGUAAGUCUCCACUUCAUCAAUCAAGUUCUGCCUCUCCUGUGCAAUGUAGAUCUUCACCAGUUAGGAGGCUUCAGAAGGAUCGAAGGUCAUCUUUGCUUUUUCCUGGAGAAAGACAACGAAUGUCUGGGAAGUUGUCUCCUGUCUCUGGAUUUCCCUCACAUCUGAGGAAGCAGUCUACCAGUAAAGAUAGGAGGUCAUCAAGUCCGCAUGACAGUCCUAUGAGACAUUGUAGGGAGCGAAUUGCUUGUGAUGAUAGCUUCAGUCCUGAACAGAAAUCGAGAGAACUGAAAGGUCAGCUGGACAGUAAAGUCAGCGGGAGUAAAAAUGGAGCCAGCAGAAGCAGGCAUUCACCACCAUUGAGUAAGCAGAGGGUUUCUCCUACGAAGGUUCAUACCCCUGAACGAUUGACAGGCAUUCAGUCUACUGAAAUGAGGAAUGACCUUGAAAUGGAGAGCGAGAGGUCUUCUGGAAAAAGGGUUUAUCUGGGAACUUCAGAUCAACAUAGAUCACCUGCAUUAUCUCAGGACUCAUAUCAAGGUGAGAAGCAAAGUUCACCACACCUUGGAGCAGGAAAAAGAUCUGAUGAGAAGAGUCAUUCUCGUCAAAAUAAUAUGAAGGAUGGUGAUAAACAUUGCAAAGUGGAAACCUCACCGAUGGCUCUUGAAAAGGUUGAUCAUAAUAACAAUGGUCUGGAAGGAAGUGAUAAGCACAAAACGAAGCAUAAGGAGAGGAGAAAGCAUAAAAGGUCUAAGAGGCGUGAAGUUACAUCAGAUGAUGAUUCUAGCUAUGAUUCUGAAAUUGAGGAUAGGAAAGAUGCUAAGAGGAGGAGGAAGGAAGAAAAGAGAUUAAGAAAGGAGGAGAAGCGUCGACGUCGCAAUGAACGGCGUCGCAGAAGAGAAGAGAGACAUGCGGAGAAGCUUAAAAUGAAAGGUCGGGAUAAGGAUGAUGAGGAUGAGGAUGCAGAGAAGAGAAAGUCUCAUCCAAGUUUUGAUGAAGAGGCAGAGACUGAGCAGAAGAAGCUUGAAAUUGAGCUAAGGAAUCGGGCACUUGAGUCACUCAAAGCAAAGAAGGGCAUCACUGGCUGAAACUUGUGUUUUUGGCACGAAGAUGUUGUUUCAUCUUUGUUCUUAUUGAACGAAUAUUCAUAUUCAAGUUGCAGUGUCCUUAUAUUGGUCACAGGUUAAUGUAGUUUGUGUUGACUGGACUGGAUUUCUUGAGCUUUUCAAUUGAGUACAACUUUCUGCUGCUAGAUUUCUGGUAAUGACCGUCUUCCCACAAUGAGGAAUUGUUUUCCC
Hibiscus syriacus is the source of this 2964-nucleotide messenger RNA. RefSeq names its product serine/arginine repetitive matrix protein 1-like. The record is from RefSeq and is a predicted model, not a curated record. The transcript has 13 exons. Gene Ontology annotation, cellular component: spliceosomal complex. NCBI's taxonomy places the organism in Eukaryota, Viridiplantae, Streptophyta, Magnoliopsida, Malvales, Malvaceae. Gene Ontology annotation, molecular function: RNA binding. Bases 181 to 2754 code for a protein of 857 amino acids. Gene Ontology annotation, biological process: regulation of mRNA splicing, via spliceosome; mRNA processing.